This is a messenger RNA of Neopelma chrysocephalum (saffron-crested tyrant-manakin), 4542 nucleotides long. It is a transcript of the gene CCDC18, whose product is annotated as coiled-coil domain containing 18. Lineage: Eukaryota; Metazoa; Chordata; Aves; Passeriformes; Pipridae. The record is from RefSeq and is a predicted model, not a curated record.
GUUUCCCUGGUCACUGGCAGCGAGGCAAGUUUUGCUCAUUGGCGUGUGCGCCGUUCCCGUGUCGGACUCCCCGGGAGCUCCGAGGUCACCGCGAUGCGCUGUCUAUAUUUGUGGUACCAAUGGAAUGUACUAGGUGGACUUGCCCUAAAAGUGGUGCUGAUGAAGACCUGCUUGCAAACGUUCAGUUAUUACAGAAUCAGCUGAGGAGAACUGAAAAAAACCUUCAAACAGUAGAGAAAGAGCUUUCCAGUACAAAUGAACAUUACAGCCACUGCUUUGCUGAGGCGACAGACUUCGCUCUGGAGGAUUUUGUACAGCCUAAUUAUAACAGUCAAGGCUUUUCCAACCCCAAGAAGAAUUGUGGUAAAACAUCUCACCAAGAUUUUCAAAGAAAACCCAAAUCUUACUCAGUAUCCACAACUUCGGAUAAAACUGUGGAAGAAAAUGAACGUCUUCAAGAGCAAAAUGCAUCUUUGACUUCUCAGAACCACUACCUAAAGAACAGAGUGGAAACAAUGAACUUUGAAUUGAUGCAGUCAAAAACAAAAAUUUCGUAUCUUGAAUCCACUUUAGGUACACAUUUAGUCAGCGUUCCGAAGUUGAAAGAACAGAUUUUAAACUUGGAAGCAGAAGUUUCAGCUCAAGAUAAAAUUCUGAAAGAUGCAGAAGAUAGACUAGAUCAAAACCGGAAAACAGCAAUGGAAAGAGAAAACAUGUUGCAAAGAUAUCAAAAGGGCUAUAAAAAUCUGAAAAUGGAGUUAAUUAAACGGAGCAAGCAAGGAAAGAGAGCAGAACAGCAAAGAAAUGAAGCUUUGUUGAACGUGAAGGAGCUGACAAGAGCUUUCAAAAAGUAUAAAGUAGAAAUAACUGAAAAAUUAGAAAAGGCUAAAGCUGAAGAAUUAGUCUUGGGAAAACGUUUAAUUAAUUGUGAAAAAGAAAAAGAGAAGUUGAAUGAAAAGUGUAUCAGCUACAGAAAGGAUCUAAACAUCCUAGAAGAGCAACUAAGGCAGUUAAAGGAAGAGAAUAGUAGCACAAAAGAAGAAAUUAAGACUCUAGAGGCAAAGAACACUGAAAUGACAUCAAUGCUGAGUCGGUCUGAUCAGAAGAUCAUCAAACUUGAGAGUGAACUUUCUGAAAAAGAAACUGUGCUUAAAGAGCAAAAUGCUCUAAUAAGUGAAAAUGCAGAGCUGAGAGCACUUACUGCACAGCAACAUAACCACUUGAAAUUAUGUCAUCAAGAAAUUGAGAAUUCAAGAGAAGAGCUCAACAUACUAGAAACCAUUAUUUCUCAGUUGUCUUCAAGUACAUCUGAAGAGUUUAAAUGGCACCAUUUCAAACACCAGCUUUUGAGUUCCCCAACAAAAGAAGUUAUCUCAGAGUCUUGUGGUGAAUCAAGUAAACCUUUGAUUGCAGACCCAAGCAUUAAACUGUCAAUGAAAGAAGCUGAAAUUCAAAAGCCUCGUGCAAACUUAACUAUCUGUACUGGAACUGAGCAUCUGUCUAAUGAUAAUGAAGGACAAGAAAAUAGCAGGUUAUGUGGCCUAGAAACAGAGCCUGUCAAAUUGAUCAGAAGUCAAGGAGAGAGGAGAAAAUGCCAACAGUUGGAACUUAUAAGCAAGCAAUUUGAAAAGAUGAGGCGAAGAUUCCAGAAAGAGAUAGAAGAGUUACGCACUAAACUGACAAAAGCAGAUGAUGAAAAUUCUUCUUUGAAGAGCAGCAUGGCUCAAAGGACCAGCCAGUUUCAAACCAUACAAGAAGACCUACUGAAGAAGGCUUCAAAAACUAGUAGCUUAGAGAAAGAAAUAAGAAAGAAAUCUUCUCAACUUUCUGAACUUGAGGAACAGUUGGAAGAAAAGACUAUUGCUUAUUCCACUACUGCAGCAAGAAAUGCUGAGUUGGAACAGGAACUCAUGGAAAAAAGCAGACGCAUUCAUGAGUUGGAAGCAACUAUCAGUGAAGAACAUGAGAAAAUAAAUUCUGCUUUUGAAAAUGCAAAGUUGGUUCACCUUGAGCAGCACAAAGAGAUGAAGAAACAGAUAGAACUACUUCAGACACAGCUGGAGCAGAAACAUGAACAAUUCAUUAAACAAGAGAAAAUAAUAUCUGUUUUACAACAAGAGGUUAUACAUAAACAGCUUCAUUACAUUGAAUCAUUGGAUGGGCUGCUGAUAGGAAGCAGAGAGGUACAACAACUCGAGUCAGCAUUAAAGGUAUGUAAGGAAGAAGUUGUAAUGUAUUUGAGUCAGUCACAAGAAAAUAAGAAGGUGUUUGAAAAUCAGCUCAAAGACAGGUCUGAAGAGCUUGAUUUUUUACAGAACGAAAUAAAAAUAAAAGAUCAGAAUAUUCAGGACAUGAGUGAACAAACUAUUCUCCUACAAACUUUGCUUCAUCAUCAGCAAAUGUUACAGCAAGAAACUAUUAGAAAUGGGGAGCUGGAAGAUAAUCAGAUUAAACUUGAACAACAGGUAUCCACUUUGGAAAAAGAGCUUCAGAAGCAGAAAGCAUGUGCAGCAGAUGAGUUGAGAAAAGUAGAGGAGAAACUUCGGUUCGCUGCUCAGGAAGCAGAUUUAAACAGACAGAAGGUGGAUGGACUGAAUUGUACAAUCAGGCAGAUCAAAUUGGAGAUGGAUCAGUGCAAGAAUGAACUUAUUAAUAUGGAAAAAGAAUUAGUGCAAUUACAACAAGAUGGUGAAAACAAAGUAGUGCAGAUAAAUCAGUUGGAUAUCACUUUGGAAGAAGCAAGAUCAAAGCUCAAUAAAAAGGCAAAUGAGGUGAAUGAUUUAGAAGAUAAGCUGCUUCAAAGUGAGACUUGCCACAGGGAAGACUUACAGAAAAUAGCAGAACUAGAAUCUGCAUUACAGAAUGCCCGUGGAGAAUUAAAAAUCACUUUAACACAGCUUCAGGAAUUGCAAGAUGCAUUACAAAAUGCACAGUCCUCUCUGGAGGAGAAGCACAUUGCUAUCAUGGAGCUAACAACUGAGCUCAGGUAUUGCAAGGGUGAAGUUGAAGACAAAAACCAAGAACUCCUUGAAAUGGACCAAGCACUGAAAGAAAGGAAUUGGGAACUGAAACAAAGAGCAGCUCAGAUUACACAGCUGGAUAUGACAGUUCGUGCAUACAGGGAAGAAAUGGAACAACAAAUAAUUCAAUUACAGUGCAAUUUAGAAAAGUCAGAGUUGGAAAUCAAGGAAUGCAAUAAAAAGAUUGAGAGCUUAGAGAAGAAACUUCAGCAUUCUAAAGAUCAGCUUCGUGAAAAAGAGUUUGAAUUGCUCCAGAGAGACCAGGAAAUAAAUCAGCUGAAGAAAAAAAAACAAAGAAAACAAUAUAGCCUAGAAGCUCUUGAAAAGGUAAAAUGUACACAACAAAUUAUCAAUUUUUAAUGCCAUUACUGUACCUGCCUAGAAGGAACUAUACAGUGUCUCUUUAGCAUAAGUGUCUUAAUUCUCCCAGAAUCAUUGUAUUUUAUAUCCUGGUGUUUGCUGAAUCUUAAUCCCCUGAAGUUAAACCAGUUUAGUUAUUUAAAAAUUACAAAUUUAAUGGCACACUCUUAAUUGUCUGCUUUCUGUGGAGAAAUUUGAAUACUGAUUAUCUUUAGUAACCCUAUUUUCUGACUGUGGACAACAUGGUCUUCCUUGAAAUGAAACAAAACAAAAUGCUGUAUAAUGAGAGCUUCUCAUGAUUUAGGUACUAUCUUGCAAAAAUUAUUGCAUCCAAAGAGCCCUGAUAUAUGGCAUGUUUAUAGGAACGGGAAGUGAGAGUUUUUUGGCAUAGUGAAUGGGAGCAUAUGGAUAAAAUAAACUUUAUAGAUGACUUUAUGAAUUAUACAAAUCUUUGGUUUGGUGCAUGAAUCAGUCACUACAAGUAUAAAUGUGACCUGAGAUAAGUAGGCUUUGUGCAGAUGAUUGCCAGCUAGAGGUAAACUCCAAAGCCACAAUGGCUCCUGCUACUUUGGUUGUGCUGCAUUUGUGUGUUUCUUUUCCCUAGGGUGAGAUAUCAGAGAAGGCUCAUUUCUGUGUGGUCACCAAAAGCAUUUGAUCUGUAUUCUAGAUCAUGGGGGCUUGGCAGUGUAACAGCUGAAUAUGAAGGUUGUUUCACUGCCAAUUAAAGCAGUGUCAGCUCUCCCGUCUUGUUUUCUGUUAGGUUGUUUGUGACACUUGAGAACAGGACAGUGACUGCUGCUACCGUUCACACAUAUCAUUAACGUAUUUCCAACUUUUCCUGAGGGAUGAUUCUGAAGGAAAGAAUUUCCUAGCUAGCCCCCGUACAACUGCUGACUAGACCCUUUCUUUCCAGACAAAUUGCCUUGUUAUUGUUUUUGCUAAGGAAUACCAGGUAAGGAGAGACCUUAGAAUGAUAUAAGAAAGGCUUUGAAAAUAGACCUACUCCACUCAUGUUCCUUUAGAGACUUGGGAUGAAGGAAAAGAAAUUUUAAGUUUAUUUUCAUUGUAAUGAGGAGGAUAAAACACUAGAUUUUGGAAGCAUUCUGCAUAAAAUACAAAAUACAUUGCAGAGGGCUUCUGGCUCCACUUAGAAUAUGAUGUG